AUGAGAGAUAAUAAAACGUAUAAAAAAGCGAUCAAAAACGGUUAUUGGCAUGAAGUGAUCAAAGGGAACAAAUUCUUUUAUAAAGAUUCCGGAGCCCAGUUCUAUAUAAAGGGAAUAGCUUACCAACAAAGUAAGGCGGAGUGCAACGAGCACUGGGACUUUGGAUUCAUGGACACGGCGUAUAUUGAUCCGUUGGCCAACACCACUACAUGCUUGAGAGACCUCAGAUACUUGAAGGAUUUGGGCAUCAACACCGUGCGCGUGUACUCGAUUAAUCCCAUGGCCGACCAUGAUACGUGUAUGAAUGCAUUCGGCGAAGCAGGCAUCUACGUGAUAGCAGAUUUGUCCGAGCCAAGCCAAUCCGUAGACCGGAAGAACCCUUCGUGGGACUUUUCGUUGUUUCACAGAUACACAUCGGUGGUAGAUUCCAUGCAUAAGUACCCGAACAUGUUGGGCUUUUUUGCGGGGAAUGAAGUUUCCAACGAUUGCAAUACCACCGCAGCAUCUCCGUUCGUCAAAGCGUCGAUUAGAGACACAAAGAUGUACAUCAGUGCCUCCAAGUACCGGAAGAUUCCCGUGGGGUACUCAUCCAAUGAUGAUGCCGAGACGAGGGAGAAGGUGGCCAACUACUUUGUCUGCGAUGACAGCGAUGGCGAUUCAAGAGUCGACUUCUACGGUAUCAACAUGUACGAAUGGUGUGGCUACUCUAGCUUUGUUCAUUCGGGGUACAGAGACCGUACAUUGGACUUCCAGGACUAUCCCGUUCCUAUCUUCUUCAGCGAGUUUGGGUGCAAUCUCCAACGGCCAAGACCCUUUACGGAGAUCGAGGCGUUAUACAGCGAUAGAAUGACCCAUGUGUGGUCCGGUGGAAUCGCAUACAUGUAUUUUGAAGAAACCAACGCGUACGGGGUGGUAAGGAUUCAGCAGGACGGUACGGUCGUCAAGCUCGCGGAUUACGAAAAUUUAAAACAGGGCUUCCACAAGGUUCACCCCAAGGUUUUGCAUGCAAAAGACUAUCAGCCGAAGAUUUCUGCAUAUAUCAAGUGCCUGUCCCAGAAUGCCGCCUGGAGGGCAUCGUCCGAGAUCCCACCGAGCCCUAAUUCGGACAAGUGUGACUGUUUGCAAUCCAGCUUAUCAUGUAUAAUCUCACCCGUCACUGUGGUAGACAAGCCUGUGCUUCUUGGUGAGGUUUGUCAGGUGACUAAUUGCUCUAGUAUUAUAGCUGACGGAGCGACAGGUGAGUACGGGGAGUUUUCUCUGUGCUCGCUCGAACAAAGAUUGGGGUACGCCUUGAAUUCGUACCACCUUUCCCAGAACCUGAGUAGUGAGUCGUGCCACUGGGAUGGGAGAGCGUUUUACAACUUCAAGAUUGGUGGGGGCCGGAAGACGUGUGCCGAAGAGCUUGGACAGGAAUACUUGAACGUGUUGGACGGUUUACCCCCAGGGACUCAGAAUAAACGACUUAGUCAGUCCGCAGUGGGUUCGCUACAUUCCAAGGUCCAAACUUCGAGCGACGCCUUGAAGUUGGAAACUGGCUGGAAGAUUAUCGCGACAGUUGCUACCGUGGUAACGGUAUUUAUCUUGAAGAGUUAUGCGUAG
Babjeviella inositovora NRRL Y-12698 is the source of this 1599-nucleotide messenger RNA. It is a transcript of the gene PGA5, whose product is annotated as 1,3-beta-glucanosyltransferase. The record is from RefSeq and is a predicted model, not a curated record. The transcript is spliced from 3 exons. Gene Ontology annotation, biological process: fungal-type cell wall (1->3)-beta-D-glucan biosynthetic process. Gene Ontology annotation, cellular component: cytoplasm; fungal-type cell wall. Gene Ontology annotation, molecular function: 1,3-beta-glucanosyltransferase activity. Bases 1 to 1599 code for a protein of 532 amino acids. Lineage: Eukaryota; Fungi; Ascomycota; Pichiomycetes; Serinales.